UAUAAUUUUUUGUUUGCUUAGUUUUCGAAGUGUUUUUUACUUGUAUUUAGCCAAAAAUAUUGGAAAAAAAUAGCAAAUUUUGUAAUGCAAGAAUAGAAUGUGUCGAAAUUUCCGGGAAAAUGGGGUUAAAUUAGUAUUUUUUUGCCUGCACGCUGCAAUAGCUAUUUUUUAAGCGACUGUGGGCAAAUUGUUCUACGAACCCCGACAACUUUGCUGAUUCGUAAGAAAAUCCGCGCAUUGCCAUUUGUAACCAACACUACCGUAUACGACAAGAAAUAGUUCUAACGGAAAUCCGCGCAAAAUUGUUGCGAAAAUAAAUGAAUGCAUGAAAUGAAUGAUUCAUUUAAAUGAAAUGCAUUCAUUUAUGCAUUUUUUCCUCUCUUUGGUCACGAUAACUAAGAACACAAGAGCGAUAAGACGGAAAAAAUAUUCUCCGCGCAAAAAUCCUAGUUUUAAAUCUGGUUUAUGAGUUUAAACCAUGAAAAAAUCACAUAAGUUCCCGCCUAGCAACAUACAUAAAUAUAAAAUGUAUAUUUUAUUAAAAGGUUAUCUCCAGGGCAGUUAGAUGUUGUUUUAGCACAAUAUACACAAAAUACACACCUAUAAGCUCACUAAUGCACAACACACCCAUAUAUACACAUAUACACACCAAUAUACAUAUAGUUGCGAAAAUUUGUUUACCUUCUGACUAAAUGCUCAAUGAUGAAGAAUAUGAGCUUGAACCACUGUUGCUUAGUGACCAAUCUGCAACAAGUAACAAACAGAUUGUUACGAAACAAAAGAAAGGAUUUCCGAAAUGCAUUUUCUUUAUUCUCGGAAACGAGUUUUGCGAAAGAUAUUCUUAUUAUGGAAUGAGAACCAUCCUUGUAUUAUACUUGAAGUAUUACCUACAUUGGGAUGAAGACACAGCUACUGCAGUCUAUCAUGCGUUUACUGUGCUUGCUUAUCUGUUCCCCAUAUUUGGUGCUAUAGUUGCUGACAGUUGGUGGGGAAAAUAUAACACAAUCUUGUAUUUGUCCAUUGUGUAUGCCCUUGGUAUGAUUCUCAAUAUGUUGGGAGCCAUUGGAACGCUUGGAAAUACAACAGUACACGCCGUUCUAUCGUCUAUGGGAUUACUGGUGAUCGCAUUCGGAACGGGUGGUAUUAAACCUUGCGUGUCAGCUUUUGGUGGAGACCAGUUUGAUGAAGACCAGGAUCAAUAUCGCCGAAGUUUCUUCUCGUUAUUUUACUUCGCAAUUAACGCUGGUAGUUUGGUCUCCACAUUCGUUUCACCAAUUAUUAGAGAUGAAGUUACCUGUUUUGGUGAUGAUUGUUAUGCACUUGCGUUUGGAAUUCCUGCCGCCCUUAUGGUAAUUGCUAUAUUUUCAUUUUUCAUGGGAACAAGGUUCUAUUACCGCCAACCACCAACUGGGAAUAUCUUUUUUGAGGUUCCUAAGGCUAUUUAUAGAGCUCUGAGUGCAAGAUGGAACGCUCCGGUAAAAGACAAGAAACAUUGGAUGGAUUAUGCUUUGGAGACCACAGAUGCGAAACUUGUCCGAGAUAUCAAGUAUGUCCUUCGUAUUGUGGUCCUUUACAUUCCCCUUCCUUUAUUCUGGACUUUAUUUGACCAACAAGGAUCAAGGUGGACAUUACAAGCUGUGAGAAUGGAUGGUUAUGUGGGGAGUCUACGUGUACUACCAGAUCAAAUGCAGAUAUGCAACCCACUAAUGAUCGUUACGCUUAUUCCAUUAUUUGAAGUUACUUUAUACCCAUGUCUUCGACACUUUAAGAUCAAUUUCACACCCCUGCGAAGAAUGACACUUGGUAUGCUACUUGCUGGACUUGCUUUUGUUGUUGCUGCUUUAGUUCAAAUGAUGAUUGAUGAGAACUUGACUAAAGUCCCGGAAACAAAUGGCCAAACUAGUCUACGUGUGAUCAACUCCGCGCGAUGCGAUCUCAGCCUUAAUAUUGAUCUGGAAAAUUGGGCCCUGGAUGAAGAAACUGGGAGCGGGGGUGGGAUUGUGAUCGGUCCUUCUAAUUUCACCAACACAAAAGAAGACAUCAUACACCCCCAACCAUUCAUAGCAAUGUAUGAGUGUAUGGACAAUUCUAAUAAGAAGGGCAUUGUAUCUGAACCAUUGUACGGUAAAGAAGCAAUGGACUUGAUAAUUAGCGAUAAUGGGGACACAUUAAAGUCAUUUUAUGCUCCCCACCACACUGAGAAAUCUGACAGUGGAAAAGCCUUUGUGAGGAUCGUGAAUGCUGCAAAUUUUCCCAUUAAUAUUGGAGCACAAAGUAUUGAAGUGAACGGAUCUUUAUAUUUACCAGAAAAACAUAAAGGAAGUUAUGAAAUAGAUAUUGUAGUAAACGAAGAACUUGCCAAUAAAACUUACACGUUCAGUUACGAAGUUUUCACUGGAGCUCUUUAUACCUAUGUGUUCCGAGAAGACCCUCAAACCAAGUACGAGCUUGAUAAGUACACGGAUGUAUACCGAAAUGAUGUCAACAUAUUUUGGAUGAUACCGCAGUACUUUAUAAUUACUUUGGGCGAAGUUUUCUUAUCUGUUACUGGCCUUGAGUUUUCCUACAGUCAGGCCCCGCCGAGCAUGAAGUCAAUCCUCCAAUCCUUAUGGCUUCUCACGGUUUCUAUCGGCAACAUUAUCGUCCUUAUCGUGGCUGAAGCAAAACUUAUCCCGAAUCAGGCGGAUGAAUAUUUCCUGUUUGCGGGUCUAAUUGGUGUAGCGGCCAUCUUGUUUGUGAUUCUCUCAAUGAGAUACGAAUAUGUUGACGAAUCGGAAUUUUACGAGGCUGAGGAAGAUGGGGUUCAUUUAGAAGAAGAUGGAUUCAAUGGUGGGGUUAUUGAAGAUAAGAAGAGAAAGCUCUCAGAGCUAUCAGAUGUUGAGAUCAAAAAUGGUGGCGUAAAUGGGGUCACUAAUGGAGGUUUUGAGCACAAUACGGCGAUAUAGGUUGGGGUGUGGUAGGUGGUAGAUAGGAUGCUUGUAGAAAACAUAGAUGGUAUUGGGUAAUUUUCAAGUAUUCCAGUUGUUAUUAUUAAAAUAUAAAAUUGUUUUAUGACAUUUGACCUGUGUGUCAACCCAACCCCAACUAUUAAAUAUGUAAUGGCUUGUUUUAUACCAAAACUAUUUUGGGGGUAUUUUGCCAAAAACCUAUUUUGGGGUAAAGGCCAACUUUAAGUUAAUGUAUUAUGGGGUAUUGAGCUGAUUUUGGAUUAGUUUCUGUUAUAUUUAACCCAAUAUUUGUUAAUUACAUUAAAACGCAUAACUAUUUUACCGAUAUUACGAAUUAUAUAUUAUUUUUUGGGUAACGAGCCAACUUUUUGGGCUAAAUUCUCACCUAUACAGAAUAUGCCUAUGAUAUAAAGGUACAACUCUGGUUUUGAAUGCGUUUAUUUUGACAUGUAUUUCAACAGUGUAAAUGUAAAGUAGCACGAGCACUUUCCACCUAGUACUUUGUAAAUGGGUUGCACUAUAGUAAAAACACAUUACGCUAUAAUGUAGUAAAGUAUCUUG
Messenger RNA from Ciona intestinalis (vase tunicate), 3509 nucleotides. NCBI's taxonomy places the organism in Eukaryota, Metazoa, Chordata, Ascidiacea, Phlebobranchia, Cionidae. The record is from RefSeq and is a predicted model, not a curated record.